UUGCCACUGGUCAUAGCAGGUUUGCUAGAAAAUGGGCCAACUCGAUGGAGUUAAGAUUUACUACACAGCUCUUUAACUCAAUAAAGAUUGCAAUAGCUCGUGUAAUGUCUGCAUGGAUGUCAAAAACUCUGGGAGGAUUACAUCGCUCCCCCUCGACCGAGUUGCCACUGGUCAUAGCAGGAUUGCUAGAAAAUGGGCCAACCCGGCAAAGCUGA
This is a messenger RNA of Funneliformis caledonium, 215 nucleotides long. Lineage: Eukaryota; Fungi; Glomeromycota; Glomeromycetes; Glomerales; Glomeraceae. The record is from the annotation of a GenBank genome assembly.